UCCACAAUCUAUUUAGCUGGUAUAAAUAGGCCUUGUUCAACACAGGUUUGUCCCACUAAUCAUCACAAUGAUUUGGCUUGUGGCUUUCAUAGUCUGCGUUGGGUUUGUCAGUGCAGAGACUCCCUCUCACUAUAGAGUGCACAAUGACAGGGUGAUAGGGGGCCAUGAUGCUAAACCAGACGUCUGGAAGUGGCAGGUAUCGCUGCAGCUAGAUUCUUACAAUGACGGUUCAUUCUAUCACAUCUGUGGUGGCACCAUUGUGGACUCUUUCUACAUUAUGACUGCAGCCCACUGUAUCCUCAGCUCAGAUCCUCAGCAGUACAGAGCAGUGGUGGGUGAGUAUAACUUGGACCACUAUGAGGGCAGUGAGCAGCUUCACCGUGUGGAGAAGAUUGUUGUGCACCCUCAUUGGAACGGAGACCUUGGCCUUGGAAACGAUAUCGCCAUUUUGAGACUGGCUGAUCCCAUAUAUGAUAAUGGUCAUGUUGCGAUUGCCAAUCUGCCUUCUCCAGGAGCAACACUGCCGAAUAACUUUGAGUGUGUUAUCACUGGUUGGGGUCUUAUAGACUUUUCAGGCAGCGUUCCUGCCAUCCUGCAGGAGGCACCCAUUCCUGUGGUGGAGCACUCUGUGUGCUCUCAGCCUGACUGGUGGGGCAGUUUGGCUAAGGAGACCAUGGUCUGUGCUGGUGGAGAUGGGAUCAUUUCAGGAUGCCAGGGCGACUCUGGGGGUCCGCUGAACUGUUUCACUGACGAAGCCUGGAGGGUCUAUGGUGUGGUCAGCUAUGGUCCUGCUGGCAUGUGCAACCAGCUGCGCAAGCCCACCGUCUUUACCAGAGUGGCAUCUUUUAUGGACUGGAUGUAUUCGGUGAUGUAUAAUUAAGUUCAUAAUUUUGAACCCAUCAAUAAAAUUAUAAUUUUA
Molecule: messenger RNA, 919 nt
Organism: Periophthalmus magnuspinnatus
Lineage: Eukaryota; Metazoa; Chordata; Actinopteri; Gobiiformes; Gobiidae
Product: chymotrypsin-like elastase family member 1
Exons: 8
Coding region: 68-880 (270 amino acids)
Biological process (GO): proteolysis
Molecular function (GO): serine-type endopeptidase activity
Source: RefSeq, a predicted model, not a curated record